This is a messenger RNA of Sphenostylis stenocarpa, 1170 nucleotides long. Lineage: Eukaryota; Viridiplantae; Streptophyta; Magnoliopsida; Fabales; Fabaceae. The record is from the annotation of a GenBank genome assembly.
AUGGCAGCUAGAUUGUCAAGGCAUGAAUUAUCCGAUCUCUGUCUCGGGAAACCGCCCCUCAGGUCCCUCUCCGUCUCCGACACGGUAGCCGGCGCCCUUGCCGCCCUCAAAAAGAUCGAUGACAGCUACGUCACCGUCUGGGACUGCCACCACUCCUUCAUUCGGCAGCAACAACCGCAGCACCACACCAGUAUUACCAAAUGCAGCAUCUGCACCUGCAUCGGGAAGGUCUGCAUGGUCGACAUCAUAUGCUUCCUCUCCAAACCCGAAAACCUCUCCUCCCCUUCUGCCGCCCUUCAUUCCCCUAUCUCCGUUCUCGUCCACCAUACCUCCCCCGUCCUCGUCCGCCACCUUCCACCCACUGCCAGUUUAUUGGAGGCUAUAGAAGUUAUGCACGAAGGGGUGCAAAACCUGGUGAUACCAAUAAAAAACCAGUUGGAAUGUUAUGACGCCAACACUUUGCACCACAAUAACAACGCCACAUAUUGUUGGCUCACACAAGAGGACGUGUUUCGAUACCUCCUCAACUCAAUUGGUGUGUUUUCCCCAACACCGGCGAACCCCAUCAACACCCUAGGCAUCAUCGACACGCAAAACCUCUUUGCUGUGUGCUACGAUGACCCUGCAUCCACUACUUUGGACCUCUUGGCCCUGUCCCUCGUAUACCAAAGCUCCGUCGCCAUUGUCGACCCCAACGGCAAAUUCGUCGGCGAAAUCUCACCCUAUAUGCUCAACUCCUGCGACGAGACCGUCGUGCCUGCCAUGGUAACGCUCUCCGCCGGCGACUUCACCUCCUACAUCGACUGCGGUGGCCCGCCGGAGGACUUGGUGCAGUUGGUAAAAGAGAGGGUUCAGGAGCAUAACCUGACGGAGCUUCUCCACGACGAAACGGGUCUUUGUUCAUGGUCUUCAUUUUCUUCUAGUUGUUCCUCCGAUGAAGAAUCCUCCGGGAAGAAUUGGAAGCUUGGAGGGCACUCUGGGAGGGUGGGGAGAAGGUCUGAGGCAAUCGUGUGCUACCGGUGGAGCUCUCUGGUGGCGGUGAUGAUUCAGGCUCUGGCGCAUCGUGUGAGUUACGUGUGGGUUGUGGAAGAAGAUGGAACCUUGACGGGCAUUGUCACUUUCCAAGGAAUGUUGAAGGUUUUCAGAGAUCACCUAAAAUCCAUGUUCUAA